GGCAAAUAUUUGAUAGGCUUUGUCCUAAUUUUCCUUGUUCAGUGAAGAUGCAUAAAUACUGUUCAGUCAUUAUGAAAUCGUUCGCUAGGAAACCAGAGUUCAUUUUGUGAUGUCACACCUGCACAAGAUAGGUCUCAUUGUGAUGUUCUAGAACUCCCUAUUGAAGCUCCCUACAAGCUAGCAUCAUUUUUAAUAGGCCUGCUGCUGCCUUAUCAGCAUGGUUUGACUAAUGGCUACAACUGAAAAAAAUUACCAGACUGAGAAGAGAGAAAUAGACAUGGACCUUCCUGCUGCACAGACUCAACACUUUUCAGCUGAAGAUGAAAUAGUUCAUUCUGCAAUCUCAAUUUCAUCUACUCCGUUGCAUGAUAAAACUGCAGCUGGUGACACAGUCUUGAGGUCUAUGAUAGAAGAAAAUGCUUUUCAGGCUUUGAAUGAUGGACCCUGGGCAAAAAGACCACGGCUUACUCUCUGUGAUGAUGGUUCUCUUGAAGACAAUGAUUUCCUAUCCCUCACUUUCCCAAAGAAACUCUGGAAAAUUGUUGAAAGUGAUCAGUUUAAGUCACUGUGGUGGGAUGACGAUGGGAAUUGUGUUGUGAUAGAUGAAGAACUUUUUAAAAAGGAGGUUCUAGAAAGGAAAGGACCAUUGCGCAUUUUUGAAACUGACUGUAUGAAAAGCUUCAUUCGUCAGCUCAAUCUCUAUGGCUUUAGCAAGAUGAGACAGAAUUUUCAAAGGUCUGCCUCCCUUGUUGAAUUUUUAGCAGAAGAAAAAGCUGCUUAUGCAUUUAGCAAGUUACAGUUCUACCACAACCCAAAUUUUAAGAGAGGCUGUCCUCACCUUCUUGCAAGGUGCAAGAGAAGAGUUGGGAUCAAAAACACACCACCCAUUGCUUUCUCCUUAGAUGAGGACUUCAGUGAAAGCUGCUUGAAGAGCAGGUCAAGAAGCCCAGAAGGUCAAACUACUCUGGGUCCUGCUACUAGGGAAAGUAACUUCCUUGCAGCUUCCCCAAAGGACAAAAUGCACAAAGCUGGACUCCGAAAACCUACUAUGCCGAAGGGCCUUGCUGGAGCAGCAGCCCGGCUGAGAAGUGGAUACGCUGCUUCCCCUCCAACCCCUUUGAGGUCCUCUGACCAGGCAGCCCCGGAGGACAAUGACAACAAAGUGAACCAGCUAGCUCCUUUCCAUUUGCCCCAGCACACCAAUCAUGCUCGAGUCAACACACAUGAGAUUGACUCGACCACCACCACAUCUGCUACCUCUUUGUAUCAUGUCAUACCUCCUGUACCCAACAGCCCCUUUGCACCGGUGAUGGGGUUGCCAGCCUUUCCAACCAUGUACCCAGACUUAUCAGCCAUGCAGGCUCAUUGGGCCAGUUUACUCCCGUUCUGUAACCCAUGGUUUUCCAUGCCCAUGAUAGCAGCGGCUUCUGCCAUUUCCAUGUCAAGAUCUUCCCAUCAUCAUCGAACUCCUUCAUACCACCAUUGCCCUAAUUGCAACUGUGCUUCAAAUGCUACUUCUGCUUCCAAAGGAGUUGGACCCAAAGCGGCAGACUACAGUGGUUACCAUCGAUGAAACAGAGGGCAGACUGGAAAACCCCCACCCCUUUUUAAAAUAGAGAAAAUCAGAAUGACGUGGACUGAAGAAUAAAACCUCUUUCUUUCCUUUC
This is a messenger RNA of Podarcis raffonei (Aeolian wall lizard), 1667 nucleotides long. RefSeq names its product heat shock transcription factor, Y-linked-like. Lineage: Eukaryota; Metazoa; Chordata; Lepidosauria; Squamata; Lacertidae. The record is from RefSeq and is a predicted model, not a curated record. Gene Ontology annotation, biological process: regulation of DNA-templated transcription. The transcript has 2 exons. Gene Ontology annotation, molecular function: DNA-binding transcription factor activity; sequence-specific DNA binding. Bases 230 to 1573 code for a protein of 447 amino acids.